Messenger RNA from Astyanax mexicanus (Mexican tetra), 2415 nucleotides. RefSeq names its product cysteine/tyrosine-rich 1 (gene cyyr1). Bases 376 to 855 code for a protein of 159 amino acids. The record is from RefSeq and is a predicted model, not a curated record. NCBI's taxonomy places the organism in Eukaryota, Metazoa, Chordata, Actinopteri, Characiformes, Acestrorhamphidae. The transcript is spliced from 4 exons.
GCUCGAGAAAAGUAGCAAAAGGGAAGGAGGCAAAAAAACAAAGAGGAAGAAGUCAAUGGAUACUUUUUACAGCGCUGAGAGCACGUGGACUCUGGAAUAAAAAAGAAAAAGCUUUUUUUCCGCAUCUUUUUUUUUUUUUUACCGCUAAGUGACGAUCAGCAGCGAUCAGCGUCAAAGCCGCAUCCUAUAUAUAUCUCAUAUAUCUGAUAUUAUUUACUGUAUCAUGGAUCUGGUUGGGGAACUGGGAUUCGCCUGGUCUGUUUGAUGAGUUUUUUAUGUGUGGAUCUGGGAGAACUGUGCCGCUGAUCCUCACUGUAAUUGUAGAGUAAGACUUAGUCCAUUACCAAAUUGGGAGAAACGCGGUGGAAAAGCGGUAUGGAAAGUCUCGGGGCAGCGAGUUUACAGACUUGGUGGAAGUGGAAAUUCUUUAAGGAAUCGCUUCUGCUUUGCUUAUUUGUGGGUCGUGGAGAGGCCCAGUGUAAUGGCUGUGUUGAGUACUGUUGUGAUGGAGUGCCUCCUUUCUGCUGUUCGUACUACGCCUACGUCGGGGACGUCCUCUCGGGCACUGCGAUUUCCGGGAUCGUGUUUGGUGUGGUGUUUCUGAUGGGUGCGGUGGCGGCCGUGUUCCUGUGUAUCUGCAUGUGCGUGAAGAACAGCCGAGGAGCGAGGGUGGGCGUCUUCAGCACGUCCUACAUCAACACAGUGACUCAAAGCUACCCAGGUCCACCCCCUCCUUAUAGCUACGAUUACGAGAUGUAUCCUCCUGACCUUCGACCUCCUCCAUACACCCCAACACCCCCCCGAACAGCAAACUACUCCCCACCUCCACCCUAUCCAGGAUACAACAGGAAAUGAACCAGCCUCUUCAGCACGCUCACACUGGAGCUAUAGGGACAGAAUAUAAAUAUAUAAAUAUAUAUAAAUAUGAUCUCCAGUUCUUCUGCAGUGCUCAGAGUGAUGAACUGUGAAACGUCGCUUCUCCUGCUACAGAAUGAGGAACAGAGCGGACUGCACUGGAGACUGCUGUGUGUACAAUCUACAGUACGAACAGGCUGAAUCUCAGACCUGAGGGUCGGAUUAAACGAGCUCGUUUGAAGGUGUUGUUGUCCAGCCCGGCUGAAAUGGGGAUGUGGAUCGUCCUCAUGGUGGCUUAUUCUAUAUGGUUGAACUUGUAGUUUUUUUAUUAAUUGUUUUUAUGGACAUUAGAAUGAAGGUGGAUUGUGUCUCGAAUGGCGAUGGACUAUAAAGAAGUAGCCUACAAACCGACUGAAAGAGAAAAGAGGCAAUAACUCAAUGGCUAAUCACAUUCUCUCUCUCUCUUUCUCUCUCUUUCUCUCUCUGGUGUAAUAACUUGAACAGUAAUAAAAAAAAACCUUGUGUCUGAUUUUUUUUUCAUUUUACAGUUUUUGACAUACUUUAUUUUUUGCACUAUAAGGUGCACCGAAUUAUAAGGAGCAUUAUGCGACACUAGUAAGGAACAGGGGCCUCGCUAUAUUUUUCUACUAAUUCAGCACGUCUCGCCACUGGGUGGAAGGGGGGGUGGUAAUUAAGUUAAGUAAAGCUAGGCUAAGUCAACAAAACUGUAAUUCUUAAAAAAAACCUGUUAAUUUUGGUAAGUGAAGUGCUUUCGUUUAUUUACAGUAAGCUUAGAUUUCAGCAGCAUUGGCCUUAGCAGCUAAACCCUAGCGCUAGCGCAGUGCUAGUAAAUGCCGCCUGACAGCGCUACACUAAGGAACCCUGAGUGUUUCGGUAAGCCAGGGUAAUUUUAGCUAGCGGUUCGUCCCACGUAGUAUGUUUUAACAUGAUAAAUGCGCAGACUACAAUGUACUCACCUCUGAAUGACAAAAGAGUGCUUAGCACAGUUAGCAGGUAAUGCUAAUUCUGCUCCAGCAGUGCUAACCAGGGAUAGCAGUAAGCUACAGGCCAAUAUACUCACCUCAGAACGGCGAAAAAGCAAGCUUAGCUCGGUUAGCUGCUCCAGCAGUGCUAGCCGAGGUUAGCGCAGGCUACAGUCCUAUAUUCUCACCUCUAAACAGCGAAAGAGCUAGCACUUAGCUCGGUUAGUGGCUAAUUCUAAUACUGCCCCAGUCUUGGUGCUGGAGAAACUAAACUCAAACUAAACCUGACUGGCAGAAAUCAUACAUAAGGUGCACAAGAUUAUAAGGUGCAAUGACGAUUUUUUUGGGAAAAUUAAAGGUUUUUAAGUGCACCUUAUAGUGUGAAAAAUACGGUAAUUUGUACCUGACACAUCUUCUUUACAAUAUAUCAGAAUGUCAUGAUGAAUAGACUAAUAGAAUUUUUUUACAUUGUCUUAUGUUAAAAUUAGAGAUGUCUUUUUUUUCUUGUAAAUCUAAAUGUUUUGGAGAUGCAAUGAUUUGGCGUGAGGCAGACAACAAUAAAACACUUUAUGAAGAA